CCGGGAGCGGGAACGGACUGCGGGGAAAGACCACCCCCCCCCCUCGUGCGGGUCGCGGCCGCGUCAGACGAGCUGCGGAGCCGCGGCGCAGCGGGCGCGAACUUGAGGCGCUCUGUCCGUGGCGGCGGAUCGCGUUCCCACCAUCUGCGAGGAGGAGGAGGGGGGGGCGAGGAGGGGGGAGGUUGAACGGCGAGACCGACCCCCCGCGAGCGUCACCGCUGCGACCCGUUCAUACCUGAGCUCGUUGAUCCACGGUAGCGCGGACGAUGUGACGGCUCGGGUUCAAACGCGCGUCUCUCGGGCUGAAUGCGACCAUGGGUCAAGGACUUGUGGAUUUAAACGCUAAAGGAAGAACCGGAGGCAUCGUCCGUUGCAUACUUUAAGCCGUCAUCUGUUCACUGACUGACCAGCUCCAGCCCCGUUCAGCCAGUACGCCGUGUAUUCGGCCACCACGGGAAAAUGAACUGCCACCGUUUAUUUGCCCUUCAAGUAUAGAAGAGCUGCGCUUUAUUAUUCUAAGAAGAGCAACGACAUCCGCCGAGACAUGGCUCGCCUGCUUGUUCUGGUCAACUCCGCGGUCCUGUUGCUUUUUGGCAGCGACAUGUUCCUGGUGGGAGCGAACCGGCCACCGGCUCCCGUCAACGUCUCCGUCACCCACCUGCGCGCCGACUCGGCAAACGUAUCCUGGGAGGUUCCGGAGGGAGACAUAAUAAUUGGCUUCUCUAUCUCACAACAGCGACAGGACGGUCACAUGCAGCGAUUCAUCCGGGAAGUCAACACCACCAGCCGCUCCUGCGUUCUCUGGGACCUUGAGGAGGAGACCGAUUACAUCAUCCAGGUCCAGUCCAUCGGCCUGUACGGGGAGAGCCAGGCCAGCAAGAAGGUCCACUUUCGCACGCUCAAGAAGUCCGACCGGAUCUCGUCCAACAGCUCCAACCAAGAUGACCCCACCGUGCAGGGCCUGGACAAGUCCCGGCAUCUACAGACGGGCGAGAUGAUCAUAAUCGUGGUGGUCCUGGUCAUGUGGGCAGCUGUUAUUGCCCUGUUCUGCCGGCAGUAUGACAUCAUCAAGGACAACGACUCCAGCAACAAUAAGGAGAAGGCCAAGCCGUCGUCGGAGAGGAGCACGCCGGAGCACCACAGUGGAGGGCUGCUGAGGAGCAAGUUUCAUCCUUCGGUGCCGUCCAUCAACAUCAUUGAAGUGUGAGAGAAGCGAGGCCGCGUUCUUCUUCCAUUAAUGCAUUUUUCGACCCUUCUCGCUGAUGAAGACGUUAGAGCGGACGGUUGCGUAACAGAAUCUGAGGUUUCCCGUGGGUCUCAAUCAGCAUGAAAGUCUAAGUCUGGCCAAGGCUGUCUUGCAAAACACACGUGCAUGCAUGCACACAGCAUUCGUAGGGAGAGACUAAACCACACACACACACACACACACACACACACACACACACACACACACACACACACACACACACACACACACACUAGUAACUCACUCCUGCAGGUUAUUCGUAGAUAAACUGAUGUUAACCCAUGGUACAGUUAACAUUGAUGUCUUUGCCAGGUGCUUGAUAUGUUAUCGCAAUACAAUCCCUAAAUACAACCUAUCAUCUCUGGGAGGCGUCGUCGUGACUUUAAAUACGCGGUGUAUUUUUGAUAUUGGCUUGUGCGGUCACACCACUUCAUCAUCACACAACCUGUUUUCUCAUUGCCCAUUGUGUUAUUAAACCACCUCAGCGGCUUCUUCAUAACGACUCAAAGCAAAAAUACUCAGCAGAAAUAAUCAAUUUAAGCGGCAUUUUUAGGAUAAAGCUGUAUUUUCACACAUAUGUGUAGAUGUACCUCGUCGGGAAGCUGCAUGCAGGUCAUUUGCCUGUAGACUAGCCUUUGCUGUGCAUCCAGAGUUAGAGAAAUAUGACGAUUCUUCUAUUCCACCCGCUUUCAGUCCAGGACCUCAUCUUUUAUCAGCCUGUGUUUCAUUUUAGAUCUUGUACAUUUCCUGACAAUUGUAUUACCCGAAGUGUAAAAUAAAGCUUCUUCCCACUACUAAUGUAA
Messenger RNA from Betta splendens (Siamese fighting fish), 2049 nucleotides. RefSeq names its product fibronectin type III domain containing 4a (gene fndc4a). NCBI's taxonomy places the organism in Eukaryota, Metazoa, Chordata, Actinopteri, Anabantiformes, Osphronemidae. The transcript has 6 exons. The record is from RefSeq and is a predicted model, not a curated record. Bases 545 to 1207 code for a protein of 220 amino acids. Gene Ontology annotation, molecular function: protein binding.